AUGCUGACGUUUCUUCAUUUUAUACAGAAGGACCUGAACGAGGCUGCCGAAGGCGCCAUAGAAGAGGUGCUCCGCAGCGAUCCUUCCAAAUACGUUUCACAUACUGCUAGCUCCUUCAAUGUGGACCUGACUUUGUGGCAUGUAACAGCGCUAGAGCUUCAAAAUAUCCCGUUGGUUGAAGGCACCAACUACCUCCAGGUGGCCAGAGAGAAGGAAGGGAUGUUGGUGUUGGGCUCGGGGCCAGACAUGAAUGAUGGAAGCUGCAGACUUGUCUACUCCAUCAUCAAACCCUCCCAGCUUUCAGUCGAGCCAUUUGGUGCUUUUGAUACUUCUUCUUUAUGCAAGAACUAUGAAGCGCUAGGAAUCAUAUUAGGAUGUUCGGCUGUGAAGUGCUUCUCGAUCUUUGAGCCCUCAAUUGGAAUCAAUGUUGCAGUUGUGGACCACGAGAACAAUGAUAUCUCGCCUGGACAACAAACGAAGAGAGAAGGCGACGUCUUUCAUAUUGUAUCUUUGCCUUACAGCAGCACUACUGUACAAGACUUCAAGAGAAGCGUGAAGGAAAGGCUCCAAGGUUUGGGUCUUGACUUUUCCGCUUAUCACACGUUUUCCCACUCAACAACUGCCGGUGUCGUUACGCUUAUGACGCUUGGUUUCCAGCUUGGUUUCCAGCUUGGUUUCCAGCUUGGUUUCCAGCUUGGUUUCCAGCUUGGUUUCCAGCUUGUUCUCCAGCUUGGUUUCCAGCUUGGUUUCCAGCUUGGUUUCCAGCUUGGUUUCCAGCUUGGUUUCCAGCUUGGUCUCCAGCUUGGUUUCCAGCUUGGUUUCCAGCUUGGUUUCCAGCUUGGUUUCCAGCUUGGUUUCCAGCUUGGUCUCCAGCUUGGUUUGCCAGAGAGCCAGAUGUACCGCGGUGACCACGAGGCCAUUGAUGAUGCGAUCGUCUUCAACACUGUGAGAGACAAAGAAACCGACGCAGAAGAGAAGAGCGGUCGCCUUUAA
Candidozyma duobushaemuli is the source of this 993-nucleotide messenger RNA. RefSeq lists its product as uncharacterized. The transcript is spliced from 4 exons. NCBI's taxonomy places the organism in Eukaryota, Fungi, Ascomycota, Pichiomycetes, Serinales, Metschnikowiaceae. The coding region runs from base 1 to 993 and encodes 330 amino acids. The record is from RefSeq and is a predicted model, not a curated record.